This is a messenger RNA of Notechis scutatus (mainland tiger snake), 5876 nucleotides long. RefSeq lists its product as uncharacterized. NCBI's taxonomy places the organism in Eukaryota, Metazoa, Chordata, Lepidosauria, Squamata, Elapidae. The record is from RefSeq and is a predicted model, not a curated record. Gene Ontology annotation, biological process: regulation of transcription by RNA polymerase II. Gene Ontology annotation, molecular function: RNA polymerase II cis-regulatory region sequence-specific DNA binding; DNA-binding transcription factor activity, RNA polymerase II-specific.
CCAGGUUUUGAAGGGUUACAAUGACAGCCUGUAGUUCCUGGGUGGGUAGAUUCAUGUAACAAGAAUUUGUAGUUUAAAUUCAUGUGAUUUCUGAUGACUCCGCCUUGUUUGGCAGGGCUUUGGCAGAAUAUUCCUCUUUGGAGAAAGCUCCAAUGUGACCCGGCCAGCUUGUUCCAGGGAUCUGCACAGGGCACUCAAUGCCCAGAGUAGACCAACAUUCUGCAACAGAGCUGGAUUCAGAAACCCAAAUGGAGGAACAGGAAGCUGCCGGAGCCGAAUCACAGGAGGGUUUGGAAGGCAAAGCACAAGACCUUCAUGUGGUUCAGAUCGAGACCACUGGGGAGUUGAUGGAGGGGGCUGUGCCCCCCCAGCAGUUUAAGCAGGAGCCGGAGGACCAAUGCUGGGAGAACCAAUUACAAGACUUCCUGAAGACCAUGCAGCCUUCUCGUUCAGGGUGGAGGAACCCCCGGUCCCCUCACUAUAUGCUAGGGGAAGACCCCAAGUAUUGCCCAACCUCCUUCAAGAGAGGAGAAGAAGACAACCAGUGGCCGAAAGUAGAGUGCGUAUCUGAAAGCACAUUGGGUGACAAUAAGGCCUACGGGAGUAGCCAGGAUUCCCCCGUGAAGGUGAAGGAAGAGGUUCUGGACGAGGAUGCUGUCCACGUGGAGAUACGGAGACAGCGUUUCCGCCUUUUCUGCUACGAGGAAGCCGAAGGGCCCCGGGAGGUUUGCAACCAGCUCUGGGAGCUCUGUCAUCAGUGGCUCAGGCCAGAGACCCACACGAAGGAGCAGAUCCUGGAGUUGCUUAUCCUGGAGCAGUUCCUGACCGUCCUGCCCCCUGAGAUGCAGAGCUGGAUCCGGGAACAAGGGCCGGAGACCUGCACACGGGCUGUUGCCCUGGCCGAACGUUUCUUGCAAGACGCUGAAGAGCCGGAGCAGAAGGUGUCAGGAACUUUAGAACAGGGGUUUAGCUCCCCCAAAUCGGAUCAUUCUUCGUCUCAUGUCCUCAAGGUGCAGCUCCCUUUGGAAAAGAAGCAGGAGGAUGAUUGGGAGGCCACUUUGUCAGGGAAUGAGCAAGUGCAGGAAGAGGAAGAGGAGGAGGAAUCUUUCCAGCCCAACCAUCCUGAACCAACAGUUAGUGGGGGGUUAUCCCUGGAAAGGGCAACAGGGAAGGGUUUCCAAGGCUCCGAGUCGGACGAGAACCCCGAAGGUCCCUCUGAAAAUCAUCCUGGAAAGGUGACCAAACGCUUUGAGGAGAGCAGCAGGGGUGCACGCGAAAGCUCCUUUCAGGAAGGGAUUCCUCGGCACGUCGACUCAGGGGAAAGUUCCUGCAAAAGUUUUGGCCCUCAGGAAAUUCAGCCAAUGGAGAAACCCCACAAGUGCUCGUUCUGCGGGGCCAGUUUCUACGAGAGAACGCACCUCAUCAUCCACGAGAGGAUCCACACCGGAGAGAAGCCGUACAAGUGUUCGGUCUGCGAGACGUGGUUCUCUCAUCCCUCCGAGCUGAUGCGGCACGAGGAGACCCACAUGCCCGAGAAGCCGCACAAAUGCGCCGUCUGCGGCAAAAGCUUCAACCAGAAAGCCUCCCUCAUCACCCACGAGAGGACGCACACGGGGGAGAAGCCCUACGAGUGCUCCGAGUGCGGGAAGAGCUUCAGCACCAGCUCCCAGCUCAUCACCCAUAAGAGGGUCCACACGGGGGAGAAGCCCUACAGUUGUUCCUACUGCGGGAAGAACUUCAACCAGAAGGCCUCCCUGAUCACGCACAAGCGGACACACACGGGCGAGAAGCCCUACGAGUGCACCCUCUGCGGGAAGAGCUUCAGCGCCUGCUCCCAGAUCAUCAACCACAUCCGGGUCCACACGGGAGAGAAGCCCUACGAGUGCCUGGAGUGCGGGAAGCGUUUCGGCAGCAGCUCCCACCUGACGGAUCACAAGCGGACGCACACGGGCGAGAAGCCAUACAAGUGCCCCGACUGCGGGAAGAACUUCAGCCGGAGUUCCAACCUUACGGCUCACAGUCGGAUCCACACAGGAGAGAAGCCAUAUAUAUGCUCAGGUUGCGGCAAGAGCUUCAGGCAAAAGGCCUCCCUCAUCACACACAAGAGGACUCACACGGGGGAGAAGCCCUUUGAAUGCGCUGAGUGCGGGAAAAGUUUCAUUUCCAGUUCCCGUCUCGUCAGCCAUAAACGGGUCCACACGGGGGAGAAACCCUACGAAUGCUUAGAGUGCGGGAAAUGCUUUAUCUCCAGCUCCCACCUUCUAAGUCAUAAAAGGGUCCAUACAGGAGAAGAACCAUUGAAAUGCUCGUAGAGCGCAAAGCAUUGCCGAUGUGGCACCAGGCUGGUUUCCAUGAGACUCUGGCAGGGAAUCCUAUAUCUCUGGGAUGGCAUAGCAUCUGUAGCUCCGAAGGCCGUUCCAUUUCCUCGAUGUACCAUUGAAAAGUUUUGUUUGUUUAUUAGUUUUAAAGAACUUUGGUGUUUUUUUUUUUUUAAAUAAGCCCAGGGAUGUUUCUGCAAGAUCUACUUUCUGGUUUGCUUGGUAAGGCCAGCUGACAUGCACUCUGGCCAUUGCGUAUCUGUGCACACAUCAUCAUGUAGAAGAUGCAGGCUUGGCUUGUGUGAACAGUGCUCUCCACUUCCCGAAAGAGGCAGAAGGGAUUGCUCAUGGAUGUAAACACCAAGUAUGCAGGAUACUUUCCAAGCCAGUGGAGCCAAAGGAUUGAUUCAAAAAAAAAAAAGUCUGCCUCACAUGACCGCUCUACCAGUCUUAGCAGCUGAGAGUGUGACCUAGCCUUGCUAUAAGAUAGGGCAGGAUUGGGCAACUAUGGCCCUUUUAGGACCCACAGACUUCAACUCCCAGAAUUCCAAGGCAGCCAUGCUGGCUCAGGAAUUCUGGGAGUUGAAGUCCACAGGUUGUAAAGAUGCCAUAGUUGCCUAUCCUUGAGAUAGAGAAUAGCUGAGGGGAAAUAUGACAGUUAGAUCACUGGAAAAUGAAGAGAUUUUUCUAGAUCCUAUGUCUGCCAUCAAGAGAACUUUUCCCUGUUUUCCCUCAGAGAGAACUCUUAAAAAGUCCCUGAGUAGUCACUGCUCUAAAUAUUGUUAAAGAUGUAGGAAAUACUUAACCUAUGUAUAUUUUACACCCCUAAACUAAGCGUUCUCCAGUAAUUUCCCCCUUUCUGCCACAAAACUGCAGAUUGUGAAAUGUGGCCCGAGUAGAUGCAGGGAACACCUUAAGGCUGGGUUCACAUAACACUCUAAAUCAAUGUUUCUCAACCUUGGCAACUUGGACCUCAACUCCCAGAAUUCUUAGCAGUGGCGAUGCUGGCUGGAGAAUUCUGGGAAUUGAAGUCCACACAACUUAAAGUGGCCAAGAUGGAGAAACUCUGGGCUAAAUCCUAACUUCAGGUUGAUAAAGCACAGUUGCUCAAUGUUAUUCACCUAAACACACUAAACAAGUAACUAGAGCUUAAUGAGAUGGCCCAGUUAACUCAACUCUCCAAGACAAAGAGAGGUUACACGUAGUCCUUGACUUAGAGGAGCCUGCCCAUAGUCAUAAAUCACGAAAGUUGUAAGACAGUUUUAUGGCCUUUUUGCAUAAAGCAAACACCAUGGUAUUAAGCAAACACUGAGGGCUUUAAGCAGAUCAGUGGUUUGCUAUGGGCAUGGUUUUGCCGAUGGUGGUUUUCAGCGAAACUGCGGUAAAAUGCAGUCACAUGACCGUGGGACACUACAAAUGGCCGUAUAUGAACCCUUGUUGCCAAGCGCCCAAAGUUUGGUCAUGUGAUUGCUGGAGGGGGGCGGCCAUCAAAACUUCGAAUUCGGGUCAUAAGUUGCAAGAAAGGUCCAUCUUAACUUUGGUUGCUAAGCAACCAGUUAUAGGUUGAGGACUACUUUCAAACCCAGAUCAGGAGUACUCCUAGGAUGCUUAGGCUCUUGUAAUUGCACGGGAUGGCUGCUCUUGUAUCUCUUAUGCAGAUCUGGGAAACUGAGGCGCCUUUACUACCAAUGAACUUCUGGCUGGCUCAGGAAUUCUGGGAGUUGAAGUCCACGAGAUCAUAAAAGGGCCAAAGUUGCCCGCCCCUGCUCUUACGCGUCAGCAUUGCAUCCUGUAAUGUUUGGAGACUUGUGGACUGAGAUGCCAGCAGAACGCAGGAGUAGAUGGCGUGAAUCUGCAUUGCCCCUCUUCUUAAUUUCUAUCAUCUCUCCCUAUAUGUGUGAGGGGCAGUGCUGUAAAAAAUGGGAAUCGGGAUACAUACUUGCCAAAAAGUUUGUGCAAGGGAGAAUUUGAGGAGUAUGGCGUGUUUUGGGGAGGAAAAAAAAAAUCAUUUUCACACAAGUUCACACAUGCGUGACUUGAGCAAUGUUCUCAUUGCAAAACAUGGGGGCUUGGAAGAGAUACAAGGCAGUGACAUCUGGUCUCUAGUGAACCUUUUCACCCAUACGAAGUCCUUAUUCAAAGCUUCGUGCAUCCAGCAAGCAUGUAGUUUGCAUGUCUGAACUGCUCCAGGGGGUGUUUUGUUUAUGUUCUGGAGAAUGGGGUGUGUUCUCCCAUCCCGCCGCAUGCAUGUGGGAAAAUAGGGAAGAGAGGGGUCUGGUUCCAUUGCAAAGAAAGGAACUUACAGACAAAUAGGAAGGAAGAAGCUGCGGUAUGUCAAUAUCAAAUGAGUGUGAUGGAAAGGGAACAUACACUGGAUGUAGAAAUUCUGCACACCCCUGUUAAAAUACCAGAUUUUUGAGAUGUAAAAAAAAUCAGACCAAAAUAAAUCAUUUCAGAAUUUUUUUUUCCACCUUUAAUGUAACAUAUAAGCUGUACCAUUUACUAGGAAAACAAAAUUAUUUAGUGGGGAAAAAAAUAAAAAAAAAUAGAAUAAUGUAGCUGUAUAAGUAAGUUGUUCACACGCUCUUAUAAGUAGUGAUGUGGCUUAUGUUCAGAAGUAACCAAUCACAUUCAAACUGAUAUUAAAUAGUACAUACCUGCCAUCAAUUACAAUGACUCUGAUCAAGCCCAUUAAUGUUCAGCUGUUCUAAUGGGAUUUUUUUCUGAUGUUUGCUCAGUUGCCUCUUACAGCAAAAGCUUUGGUCUGCAAAGAGCUUACAAAGCAUCAAAGGGAUCUUUUGUUGGAAGGUAUCAGUCAGGAAAAAAAAUACAUAAAUGUUUUCAAGGCAUUGGACGUACCAUGGAACACAGUGAAGACAGUCAUCAACAGUGGAGAAAAUAUGGUUACAACAACAGGGUCAUUACCAAGAACUGAAUGUUGUUUCAAAUUUGAUAAAAAGAGAACACUUUUGAGAUUUGAGAGGCUGCCCAAAAGGCCUACAGCAACAUCAAAGGAGCCGAAGGAAUUGCCGGCAAGUACUGGUUGUGCACUACAUGUGAAAAUAACCAAUACUUUGGGAGAAACAAUCGCCAGCCAUCAACACCCCAAUCAGCAUUUAAAAAGCCACAUACAACAGGCACCAUAUAAAUAUCACACAAGAGAACAGUCCAAAGCACACACUCUGCUAGAGAGAAGUUCCCUGAAGAUGGGCUCCGGCACGAAUCCAAAAGCCUUGGAUGGAAAACAAUUGGUCCCAGUGACCGACCCAGAUUGGAUCCUCCAACAUUAUCCUGGGACAUGUAUAUUUGCCUUCACUCAUGACAAUCUCCCAUAUUCGUCAUAUAUCUAGACUGUGGGGUAGGGGGGCAAGAUAGAAGCCUUAUUAAAAAAAAAUCCCAUCAAAGCCUGGCUAAAUUUUGCGAAAACCUACAUUUAAUUUGACAAAAGCAUGUGGGAGAGAUGUGCUAUGGUCUGAUGAGAUCAAGGUCGAACCUUUUGGCCAUUAAUUGCAAAAAAAUAAUAAUGUUUGGCACAAAAGCAACACUGCACAUAAUACC